This is a messenger RNA of Daldinia childiae, 2169 nucleotides long. RefSeq names its product Vegetative incompatibility protein HET-E-1. The transcript has 4 exons. Bases 1 to 2169 code for a protein of 722 amino acids. Lineage: Eukaryota; Fungi; Ascomycota; Sordariomycetes; Xylariales; Hypoxylaceae. Gene Ontology annotation, biological process: nucleoside metabolic process. Gene Ontology annotation, molecular function: protein binding; catalytic activity. The record is from RefSeq and is a predicted model, not a curated record.
AUGGAAGCCGCCGGGCUUACGACCGAGUUCCCCGCCAUCGUCAUCCGUGGCGUUUCCAAUUAUGCAGACACACAGAAGAACAAAUUUUGGCGACGUUAUGCGGCGGCGGGCGCCGCUAGUUGCCGCAAGGAGCUACUUUCCUAUAUAAAUGCAGAAAAAGCGCAUCGAACAGACAAAGGGCGGCCUUCUACGCGACUCAUACUGCUGGUCCUUAAUCACGACGAUUUCUUGCGAUGGUGUGGCGAAGAGGGCGGGCGUUUACUCUGGAUUAAAGGCGACCCGGGAAAGGGCAAGACCAUGCUCCUCUGCGGCAUUAUCGACGAGUUGAAGAAUCAAACUGCCAACACCGACCAUAUCUUAUCUUUCUUCUUUUCUCAGGCUACAGACACCCGGCUGAACAAUGCAACAACUGUAUUACGCGGUCUUAUCUACCUCCUCGUCGACAAACAGCCAUCACUUAUUUCACAUAUGCAGGAAAGGUACGACCACGUGGGUAAGGCACUGUUCGAAGGUGUAAAUGCUAGAUUUGCAUUGCAUGACAUCUUCGAGAGCAUACUACAAGACCCAAAACUUCCGACUACUAUAUUGGUAGUUGAUGCCCUUGAUGAAUGCGAGACAGAUCUCCCACGGCUUCUCAGCCUGAUUGCUAACUGGCCCGUCAAAUCUCGGGUUAAAUGGGUCGUAUCUAGUCGUAACAGACUGGAUAUCGAAGAGGAGCUAAAAGUUGCUAUAUCAGAUGUCAAGCUAUUAUGCCUCGAACUUAACGAGUCUUCCAUCUCAACAGCAGUCAGUAGCUACAUCGAAUACAAAGUGAACGAACUAUCCAAGAAGAAAAACUACGAGAAGAAAUUGCGUGAUGAGGUCCUAAGUUACUUACAUUCAAACGCGAAUGACACCUUUCUUUGGGUGGCCUUGGUGUGUCAAGAGCUUGCAAGUCCUAAAGUCAGGCUUCACCAUACGCUCAGCCGACUACGCGAGUUCCCGCCUGGACUCGAUUCUCUCUACGAUCGUAUGAUGAACCAAAUUAUCAUGUCUGAAGAUGUAGAAUCCUGUCAACAAAUCCUGGCUGUUAUGCCAGUCGUAUACCAACCCCUUACUUUAAAAGAACUAGCAUCUCUUGUCGAAUCUCUCAAAAACUCAGUUAACAACCAAGAGUUCCUAGAAGAGCUCAUCAAGCUUUGUGGCUCAUUUCUUGUUCUUAGAAAGGGGGUUGUUUUCUUUGUACAUCAGUCCGCAAAAGACUAUCUUGUCAAGAAUGCGGCCAGCAGGAAAUUCCCCUCGGACACAGCUCCUGAACAUCAUGCCAUCAGUCUGAGGUCACUCAAGUCCAUAUCGGGAGUCUUUCGACGUAAUAUUUAUAGCCUAGAUGAUUGGAGUUUGCCCGUGAGCCAAGUGAUACCACCACAUCCCGACCCAUUAGCGGCCGUGCGGUAUUCUUGUGUCUACUGGGCUAGCCAUAUGGCAGAGUGCCAAUCCGAUAACCAGGCACAGCACGACGACCUCCAAGAUAAUGGGACUGUUCAUAAAUUUCUACAGGAGCAUUACCUUCAUUGGCUCGAAGCUCUCAGUAUUCUUGAAGGUGGGAAAGCCACAAAGCUUGAGGAGCUUAUUCACGACGCAUACCGAUUUAUUCGAUACAAUAACCCCGCGGUCAAGACCAGUCUGCUCCAGGUAUAUGCGCCAGCACUUUUUUUUAGCCCCCCUCGAAGCCUAAUACGAAUAUUAUUUGAGAGCGAGAAACACCCACAGAUGAGUUUAGAGCCAGGCAUCGAAGAUCAAUGGAGCGCGUGCUUGGAAACCAUUAAAGACCGCGGCGUGACCUCAGUAGCCUUUUCGCACGACGGCAACAGGCUGGUGUCGGGUGACCGGUACGGUACGGCAAAGUUAUGGGAUGUAGAGACAGGCGCGUGCUUAAUAACCCUUGGUGGUCAUAAGGGAACUAUCCAUUCGGUAAUGUUCUCCCCCGAAGGAAGCCUGAUAUCAUCAGGUUCGGACGAUAAUACCAUAAGGAUAUGGAAUUCCACAAUGGGAACAUGUUUAACAACCCUAAACCAUAAAAAUAUAGUUACCUCGGUGGCCUUUUCACUCGACGGGAACAGACUGGCAUCAGGCUCGUGGGAUAAAACCGUGAAGAUAUGGGACGUGGUGACAUGCGCAUGGUGGCAUUAA